This is a messenger RNA of Ctenopharyngodon idella (grass carp), 2091 nucleotides long. It is a transcript of the gene cfap96, whose product is annotated as chromosome 14 C4orf47 homolog. Lineage: Eukaryota; Metazoa; Chordata; Actinopteri; Cypriniformes; Xenocyprididae. Gene Ontology annotation, cellular component: centrosome. Bases 852 to 1784 code for a protein of 310 amino acids. The record is from RefSeq and is a predicted model, not a curated record. The transcript has 11 exons.
CUGAUGCAGCAACACCUCUGAGCGAAAUGUCGACGUGCCUCUAAUUAAUGGACACUUACAUUGAUCUCUGUCAAUCAUUCGGUGUGCCCCUCUGGGUGGGGCCGUUGCUCCACGCGGCCUCCAGGCUGAAGAAGACAGACCGGAUGAAACGAAGAAAAGUUUACCGUUUAAUCCAGCGUCAGUUACUGAACAACAGGGUCGGCUGCAGCACGAGUGGCAACCCCACUUAUGUGUACCCAACUGAGCUCAAAGAGAUGGUCCGAUCAGCCUUUCCAAAGGGCAUCUGUGACUAUGGCGACCCCUGUCACAAAAAUGUUGUUAACAUCACUAUGGAUGACUUGAAAAUGAUGGAUUGGCCAGUUAAACUGCAGUUGCAGUCUAUCUGAAUGGUUCAAAAUUGUGUUAUCAUAGUGUAAAAUUGUAAUAUGUUCAUAAAAUAAUAUAAGUUGUGCUUACUUAUGUUUAGUAACUUUAUAUAAAGCCUAUAUAAAACAGUUUGGUUUCCAUGAAUAGGCUUUUGUGAUAUUUUUCCUGCUUUGGUUAAUGUUAUUAUUAGGUUAUAAUUUAUUACCGUGAUGUGUGUAGAGUUUUACUUUAACUGCAAAACCCAGAAUUCAUCCUUGCGUCACAGGCUGUAAUGUGCAGGAGGAAAAAUGCAUAAACGUUUGGUUUUAGUAUUAUUUGUUAAGUGUUUAUGUUGUAAGUGUGUUUCCCUGAUGAACGACUGUGACAGUCCAGCAUUGACCUGCUGGACACCAUGACAACGUACACAACCUACACGGACACCUCAGCAGCGGAGUUAUAUUUCUAUUACUGAGUGUUUAGCACAAGGCAUAGGCUAAUUCAAGAAAAUGCCUCCAGAAGGGAAAUCUGACAUGGAGCGGAUUGGCAUCUUUAAAGAGAUGGGAUACAUCUCAAUAGGGGACAAAUAUACACCUUUUAUUUACCGCCCAUUUAAUGACUCCGCAUACAAGAACAAACAGAUGCUAAUAGGAGGAGCUAAAUCAAAGUCCGCGCUUCAGACGGGAUACUUCGACACACAGUUUAAGAGGAUCUUUGAGAGAGAGGCUUUCACAGACCCUGUCAAAAUAGACAGACAAUACAGGAUACAACAGGCCAAGAAGAACAUAGGCAAAGCCUUUGUUCCCAGUAACGGAGAGAAAAAAACAUGUGGGGUGGGCAGCUAUUAUGGGACAUUUGGAGGUCCCAUUCAAGCAAUGAGUACCCUACAGACUCCAAGGAAACCAAACAAACCAGCUGGGAAAAACUUCUACACUAAUCCACCCAAGAAGGGAAGUUAUGGCUAUCCUGACAUCACUCUCUCCAAGACGGUGUCCUAUUCCUCAGACCCCUAUGAUCGAGCCAAGGAAAUGCUAAAGCGUGAGAUCAUGUCACACAAAUCCAUGCUGAAAGGGGGAGCGUUUCGUUUGAACCUUCAUCCAAAUGAAUGCUUUGACAGCAAUCCUUACAAAUUUGACAAACCUCUACCACCUCCAAAGAAGACUGAGGAGAAAAAGCACUUUAUGGUGCCCUUUAAACCAAGUUCACCCAGUAAAAAGACUGGAGGUAUGAAAGCAGGAACAUUUGACUCCUACCCCAGUUACUCUGCAGAACCCUAUGGCACCAAAAAGACUAAAUCAGUGAUGACGAAUAAGGAAGGAAAGAUAUUUCACCCCUCCCCUGGUCCAAAGAGUACACCUGUCAAAAGCAUCAUCAGCCUCAAUGUCAAUAAGGCUGUGAACGCCACAAACUACAAUCGAAUCCCCUCUGUGAUGGCAUAUUGAGAACUUGUGAUGUCUUCAGGUGAAUAAAUGAGCAUGUUAUAUAUUGGGCUUUAGAUUAAAAAGCUCCUCUUUUGAAUUGUAUUUACAGGGUUCUCUUAAUUGAUAAAAACGGACUCAUUCACAUUUAGCUCAUUCUAAUUACUACCCCAGGAUAAAUACUUGUUUUCAUAGCAUCUAAAGAUGUGUAAUUGUACAAGUCAAGUUUAAGUCCUGUGCAUCAUUUUGUCAGUGAUACACUAAGCCAUGUGUUUAAGAUCACUUGAGUUAUUAAACAUUAAAUAUAUAUAUUUUGUAUUUAACCAGCAAA